AAGAGCUGAAUCGGCAAGUUGAGGAGAGAAGGAAGUUUCACAUUAUCCGUGUUUAUCUCACAUUUGCUAUUCUGAUGGCUUCAUCUUCCACACAAGCUUCUAUAGAUCAAGCCCAUGAAAGUAAGGAGGUUGAUACAGGCACUGCUGGAAGAGGAGUCUGGCUGGUAAAAGUGCCCAAGUAUCUGGCUGAGUCCUGGCAAAGGACAGAUGGGAAAUGUGAAGUGGGCAAACUACGCAUUGCAAAACCCAAAUUCCAAGGAGGUAAACCCGAGGUUGUGUUCACGAUCGAUGAUAAACUCCUAGAGAAGGAGAAAGAUUCAUCCGGUGACGUGCUGCCCACCGUACCAAAGGACCACAAGUUUGUCCUGACAGGGAUCGCCGACCAGAAUCUAGCCAUCUUGGGACAGGAUGCAGAUAAUCGUGUCAGUAUUGCUGGGAAAGUUAUACAGCGGGCAGAAUGUCGACCGAUCGUCGAUUCAAAUUAUAUGAAACUAAAAAAGUCUCACAUUGAUAUAGCAAACCGUCCUGUCAACGAAGUCAUCAAGCUUGACCAAGUACAAGUGAAAUAUAAACCAGUCAUGGAUCACCAGUUUAAUAUUGAGCAUCGUAAAAAGAAGAAGGACGAGGGCAAGCGAUCGCGAGCUGAGAAAGAUCAGGUCAUGGAAAUGUUGUUCUCUGCAUUCGAGAAACAUCAGUACUAUAACCUGAAGGAUUUGGUGACAAUAACAAAACAACCUGUGACGUAUCUGAAGGAAAUCCUCAAAGAGUUCUGUACGUACAACACAAAGGCACCACACAAGAACAUGUGGGAGUUGAAGCCUGAAUACAGACAUUAUAAGGAGGACAAAUGAUAUCAGAGGAUUUGUGGAUAAUCAUGAUCUCAUAUGGUGCUCUGAAGGACUUCAGCUGUUUAUGCAUGUUCAAGGCCAUGAAGAGUGUGUUGCAGUGAGUGCUCCUCGGAGGUAAUGGCAAAUGACUUGAUGUCACUUGUUCCUGAAGUGCCAUAGCAUGUGUUGGGCUACAUUGUACCACCAACAAGUGGAAAUGGGAUGUUUUAAUAAUUGGUUUGGAUAUUGGUGGUUUGGCCUGAAUUCAUAGAAGGCGUUUUUCAUGACUGGCAGUUUCCAUUGUUCGAAAUUGCUACCAUGGCAUAAUCCACAUGAGCUGAAAUAUCUGUGGCUGAAGGACUAUUUGAUCGCUCGGUCUGAAGUAUUGUGGUUUGUAGCUGGGUUGGGGUACUGAUAAUUGCCUUCAACGGAAGCAAGUUGGAAAAUGGUGGUCUAGUUCUGAUGAAUAGACAUAGCACCACACAGUAAAGUGCUAGGUUUGACCUCUUUCAGGUAUUUGAUGAGAACCUUACUGUAAAGGGAUAAUGUUAUUGUCGUUUCCUCACUGUUUUAUCGUUCCAUGUAAGUAAUGAAAUAUCCACUCAUUACGGGUCUUUGAGCAAAUGUUUUGUACUGGGAAAUAAAUGAUGCUAAACUGA
Lineus longissimus is the source of this 1486-nucleotide messenger RNA. Its product is annotated as general transcription factor IIF subunit 2-like. The transcript is spliced from 7 exons. The record is from RefSeq and is a predicted model, not a curated record. Bases 75 to 851 code for a protein of 258 amino acids. Gene Ontology annotation, cellular component: transcription factor TFIIF complex. Gene Ontology annotation, biological process: transcription by RNA polymerase II; transcription initiation at RNA polymerase II promoter. NCBI's taxonomy places the organism in Eukaryota, Metazoa, Nemertea, Pilidiophora, Heteronemertea, Lineidae.